Molecule: messenger RNA, 2835 nt
Organism: Acanthopagrus latus (yellowfin seabream)
Lineage: Eukaryota; Metazoa; Chordata; Actinopteri; Spariformes; Sparidae
Product: 5-hydroxytryptamine receptor 3A-like
Exons: 10
Coding region: 62-1447 (461 amino acids)
Biological process (GO): chemical synaptic transmission; regulation of membrane potential; monoatomic ion transmembrane transport
Cellular component (GO): membrane; synapse; neuron projection
Molecular function (GO): neurotransmitter receptor activity; transmembrane signaling receptor activity; extracellular ligand-gated monoatomic ion channel activity
Source: RefSeq, a predicted model, not a curated record
UGACAGGGAUGCACAGCAGUUGUACUCUGACGGACUUUGGGUUCUCACUGGUCCUGUAGUCAUGAUGCUUGCUGGCUUCCUCUUUCUGCUCCUCCUCACAGGAGAAUCGUCCAAUGACAGCUGCAGCUAUAGAAACCUUUUUAUGCAUUUGUACCCUGAAGGUAAGGUGCAGAACACCAUGACCCGGCCUGUUAAAAACCACACAACACCCACUCAAGUAACUCUGGAUGUACUCAUCUAUGCCAUCCUAGAUAUGAACGAGAAAGAUCAGAAAUUUAUUUCGUACGUUUGGAUUGACAUGCUUUGGCACGAUGAGUACAUUUCUUGGAAUCCUGAGGAUUUCUGUGGUAUUGAGAACAUUACAAUCCCUACUAAACAAUUGUGGACACCAGACCUAACCAUUGAAGAGAUGACAGGGAAGGACAAGGCCUCUGCGAGUCCUUAUGCAAUUGUUUACAACUAUAGUGAAGUCUGGCUUAGGAAUGACAUGAUGGUGGUCAGCAUCUGCAAGAUGAAUGUUUACAAAUUCCCCUUUGACAUUCAGAGCUGCGACCUCUCCUUCAAGUCUACCAUAUACAGCAACAAGGAAAUGCAGUUUCUUCCAUGGGUGAACUCUUCACGGAGCACUAAUUGGACUCUUACAAUGAUUCGUUCCCAGUCUGAGUGGCUGCUCAUCAACAUGACCAUCACCAACAAAACUGUCGACAAUUUUGAACUCAAGCAGAGCAUGUUGGUUUACACUAUCCACAUGAAAAGGCGCUCUGUCCUCUACGUUGUCAACUUCUUGCUGCCCAUCCUGUUCUUCUUGGGUCUGGACUUGGUCUCCUUCCUAAUCUCAGACAGCAGCGGUGAGAAGCUGGGCUUCAAGGUCACUGUGCUGCUUGCUGUAACUGUGAUGCAACUUAUUCUGAAUGAAAUCCUGCCUUCUUCUUCAGACAGGAUUCCACUUAUAGCGACCUACAUUGUUGGGAUUUUUGGUUUGAUGAUGCUCAGCCUCAUGGAGACAAUUUUGGUGAUGUACCUGUUGGAGAAAGACUCCAAAGAAAAUGAGCCAAAUGGAGACCAAAACCUGAGUGAGGACUGUGGAGACAAACAAGGCAAAAUCAGCCUUGAUAACUGUUUCAGGGGCAUAAAUACAUGGAUUCACUCUGCCUGUGUCUGUGAUGUGUCUGCUGGUAAAACACCACCUGAAGUGCUGCCAUUGCCCCAAGAGUUAUUAAGUCAUCAGGGAAGCAGCAGCCAGGUGAUGGAGGAGUCCAAUGACUCCAAGUUGGGGGAGUUGGUGAAACCGCCGUCUCUGCUCCUCAACAGCAAGAAGGAAGAAGCAAAGCCUGCUGGCUACUGGAGGAGAGUGUGUAAAAGAAUCAACACAGUUUUCUUCAUUUUCUAUAUCAUAGCUGCCAGUGUGUUUUUAGUCUAUAUUGCUGUCUGUUGGAAUGAAGACUAGUGCUAAAAAAUGGCACAUCAAGAGGGUGUUGGUUUUACUCUGAACCCACAGGGGAAUAUCAAAACAAAAUGUCUUCAGAUGAGUAACAAUGUGUCACCCUGCAGCUCAAUGUGAAGCUGUUGUGAUUAUAAAGUCUCUGCCCCGAACUUUGGUGUCUGAACUUACGUCACUAACCAAACAUGUUGCGCUCACUCCAGCCAGUCCAAGUACACAUCCCUCAUAAUCCCAAAUAAUAAAACUUGUAGACUUGUAUGUCUUUGCUAUGUGGUAAUCAUAAUCAUUUUAGGAAUCCACCAAUACACAUAUUAAAUAAAAAAUGAAUCUUGCAGGUGUAAACAAAAUUGCAUGUUGACCUACUUAAGUAUGUAUUUACUGUUUGAUAUGGGCAAUCUUUAUAAUCCACCAAAAAGCAUGUUAACAUAUAAAACUUAAAGUUAAUAAGGUCAUAAUAUGCUCAGUUCAGGUUCGUACUUUUCUUUGGGGGGUCCUAAUAGAAUAGAAAAAAAAACAUAAUUUUUCUCAUAUGGUGCUUUGCUGCAGAAUCCCUUUUCCCACUGUGUCUUGAAUGCUCCAUUUUAGCUGCUGAGUGACACAUCUUACCUGUUUAAUCUUUGUAAGAGCUGCACAAGCACAUUAGUUAACGGGCAGAUGUAGCCAAUCAGAGGCAGAGAAGAGCAGGUCAUGUCGAGCGAGGUAGUGUGAUCUAAAAUAACGCCGCUACAGCAGUUGCAACUGUAUGUCUGCUGACCGACUGGAGGAUGUUGUUACAUAGUGACACACGUAAGUUACAGAAGUAAAGGCUCGACUCUAAACUGGGCGUUCCAGGCAGUGCAGGAGAAGUGUUUUCUUUUGGAGAGAGUGACUUCCUUUUGUGUGGACUUAGAAACUUUUUCACUCUCCAGACCUUUUACAUGCACAAAAAUGUUACAUAACAAAAUAAAGGAAAGGCAAAAACCUAAAAAGCAUAAUACGACCUCUAUGACCUCUCAGCAAAAGCUAUCAUAACUUUUUUGACCUCGUACAGUAUAAAUCAAGCCACCUAGUUUGUGAAACAGGUUAAAAGGUUGUAGUCUACAAGUCAGGCUAAGAUAAUAGGUGAUGCACUGGAGUAAUGUAUAAUAUGAGAAGAAAAAAUGACUUUGAUAUGUACAAAUUGUUCAACUGACCCUUCAACAAUCCUGAAACACAUCUAUUCUAUGCUGAAAGUAUUAUACAUAUUUUUGUAUAUGUAUUUAACAAUAUCAUUAUGCAUUUCUGUUCUGUUCACGUUUGCAUUUUUCAACUUAAUGUGUUAAUAUUCACCUAAAAGUCCUAAUAUGUGAUUUCUAUACUGGCUCUGAGGAGAUGUUUGAGACCCCUUUUAAUCCUGAAUGAACAAUAAAAACAAA